This is a messenger RNA of Acipenser ruthenus (sterlet), 4777 nucleotides long. Its product is annotated as sorting nexin-32-like. Gene Ontology annotation, cellular component: endosome. NCBI's taxonomy places the organism in Eukaryota, Metazoa, Chordata, Actinopteri, Acipenseriformes, Acipenseridae. Gene Ontology annotation, molecular function: phosphatidylinositol binding. The coding region runs from base 118 to 1335 and encodes 405 amino acids. The transcript has 13 exons. The record is from RefSeq and is a predicted model, not a curated record.
GGUCUGGUCGGAAUCAGCUGACUAAUCCGAGUUCAGUGUCGAUUCAGAUAGAGAAGCACGUUUUGAAUUAUUUUAGAUUCUGGCUGAUCGCUGUGAUAUAUUAAAAGGUAGAAUAAAAUGGACGAAAGCCAGGCUCUGUUUGUGGGCGAGGAUAACAAGUCUCGGUCAGUCUCUGUGGAUCUCCACCAUGACUCCUUGCUCCAGGUGGAGAUUUCGGACGCGGUCAGCGAGCGGGACAAGGUCAAGUUCACCGUCCACACCAAGACUAGCCUGCCUCGCUUCAAGAGAGCGGAGUUCUCCGUGGUCAGACAGCACGAGGAGUUCAUCUGGCUUCACGACACUUACCUGGAGAAUGAGGACUAUGCCGGGAUCAUCAUCCCUCCCGCACCCCCCAAGCCAGAUUUCGAGGCGUCCCGAGAGAAGCUGCAGAAGCUGGGGGAGGGCGACGGUUCGAUGACCCGCGAGGAGUUCGCCAAGAUGAAGCAGGAACUGGAAGCGGAGUACCUGGCGAUCUUUAAGAAGACCGUGGCGAUGCACGAGGUGUUUCUACAGAGACUGGCAGCGCACCCUGUACUGAGGAGAGACCACAACUUCUACGUGUUCCUGGAGUACGACCAAGACCUGAGCGUACGAGGGAAGAACAAGAAGGAAAUCUUUGGCGGCUUCUUCAAGAACAUGGUGAAGACCGCCGACGAAGCCCUGAUUGCCAGCACGUCCGGCCUAAAGGAAGUGGACGACUUCUUUGACCACGAGAGGACCUUCCUCCUGGAGUACCACGUCCGGGUGAAGGACGCCAGCAUGAAGGCUGACCGGAUGACCAGAUCACACAAAAAUGUAGCUGAAGGUUACAUCCCCAUUUCAUCUGUGUUGAGCAGCCUAGGGACCCAGGAAAGCAGCAUUGUCAACAGGAACUUUCUGAAACUUGCAGAGCUGUUUGAGAAACUCCGGAAGGUCGAGGGACGAGUGGCUUCGGACAAGGAUCUCAAACUCUCAGACCUGCUCCGAUACUACAUGAGAGACUCACAGGCUGCCAAGGACCUGCUGUACCGCCGGGUGCGCUCGCUGGCGGAUUAUGAGAACGCCAAUAAGGUCCUGGACAAGGCGCGCAUGAAGAACAAGGAGGUGAAGCAGGCAGAGGGGCACCAGCAGCUCUGCUGUCACAGAUUCGAGAAGCUCUCCGGAUCCGCCAAGCAAGAGCUAAUGGAUUUCAAGGUGAGGAGGGUGUCUGCCUUCAGGAAGAACCUGAUUGAACUGACAGAGCUGGAACUAAAGCACGCCAAGGCGAGUUUGCUGCUGCUGCGAAACUGUCUCAUCUCUCUGAAAAUGGAGCACUGACAGCCAGACAGCAUCCGGGACGGUCAGGCGAGGCGAGGAGAUUGUGUCGUCUUCCAUUUCGUUGUUACAAUUGUGGCGAUUAUUAUUAUUGUAAUAAUGAAUGUUAUUAUUGUUUGUUAUCUUUUUAUUACUUCACCUAACAUCCAUCUUAGCCUUGCAGUGCUCCCCUAAAUCUGCCCAGCACUUUCUCUUUCUGUCUUGAACCACUGAGCUCCUCAAACCCACUGCCUUCCACACUGCAGCCCAGCACCCUAACCACUGAGCUCCUCAAACCCACUGCCUUCCACACUGCAGCCCAGCACCCUAACCACUGAGCUCCUCAAACCCACUGCCUUCCACACUGCAGCCCAGCACCCUAACCACUGAGCUCCUCAAACCUGCUGCCUUCCACACUGCAGCCCAGCACCCUAACCACUGAGCUCCUCAAACCCACUGCCUUCCACGCUGCAGCCCAGCACCCUAACCACUGAGCUGCUCAUCUGUGCAUUGGGGACGAUCACACAGAGAUGCAAGGGUAUAUAUAUAUAUAUAUAUAUAUAUAUAUAUAUAUAUAUAUAUAUAUUUUAUUGCUCAAUUCUGGGUUAUGCAUUUAAUGACGUACCAUGUGUAUAAUGUAUGUAUGUAUUUAUGUAUGCAUAUAAUGAUGUGUCACAUGUAUAAUGUAUGUAUGCCUGUAAUGACGUAGCGUAUGUUGUAUGUAUGUUCAUGUUGUUACCUAUUCCAGAAGUGAAAUACUGACACACACCAAGCCCUGCUUAUCCAGUCACUGGAGAAAACCAUCUGAAUUAUAUAUAUAUAAUCAUAAUAAUUAAAAAAUAAUUCAAAUGACUACACCUGCCCUCCCAUCAGUCCGAAGGUGAAAUAACAAGAGGCGAUUUUUAAAAAAUCUUUUUAAUAACCAGAAUCGAGUUUCUAAUGUUAACCUUGGUGUUUUUGGUUUUUUGCAUAUACGGUGUAUAAUUCUGUGGGAGAAACGGUGUAGAUAAUUCAAAGAAAAUAUAUUCAAAUGUAGUUUUUGUUUCCUACCCUGUUUCAUUAGUAAAUACACACGUUUACAAAUGCGUGUGGAGGUCUUUUCAAUUUACUACAUUUAUUUGAACAGCAUAUAUAUAUAUAUAUAUAUAUAUAUAUAUAUUGCAUUAAAUAAAUUGCACAUGUAACACAAUUUAUUUUCGAUUACUUACUUGCUAACUUUAUAAUCAAAGUGUUCGAUAAUAAACCGCAGAUCAGAAAUCAACCAAUCGCAGCGAAGUGUUAUUCCAUAAAUUCCAGUACGUCUUAUCCGGUGUGCACAGAACCCCCACACCUGAGUCCAGGUGGUCGAAACAUCCAAACGGAUCACUGCUACCCACCUGGUAACCUUUUCAGAAACUAUCACCACAAAAUUGCAGAUGCAGAAAAGUGUGAAAUCUCUCCACUUUGGACAAGGUGUAUUUUUCAAACACACACACACACCUGGUACCGUUUGGUCCUCUCGCCCAAACUGCGAGACCUCUCUGCAUCGUAAGAAACACCGUACACAUGACGUAUCACUUUAAUAUACUUUUGGCUUUACAGUGCAUUAGAAAGGCUUUUGUAUUGAGAGGAUAAAACCAGCCCUCUCUGGAGCACAGCACUUUAGAGACGGCUGUGUUUACACUACAGAAAAAAAAAGCCGCAAGCGCUAAAAACCGCCUCAAGGCAGGCUUAAAAAGCGGCUAUUGUAAACGGGGUAUAAAAUAAAUUAUUUAUUUACUUCUAGUUACUGUUUGUCAAUUGCCUUACCUGCCCGCUGGGUUAAGCCUAUAAAAAGCCGGUUCCCUGAAUCGGACCCUUUUAAUCCCAGGAGAGAACGAAGAACCAGAAACGGGAACGCGCGCCGCCUCUUUUUGAUAAGCGUGAACGCGCACCUGUGCGAAUCCCGCGUUCAUAAUUAAAACAGUACCUUCUGAAAAUCAUUUUUAAAAGAUAAGAUAAACACAUCUUUUGGCGAAAAAAAAACUAGAUUUUAUUUUUUUUAUGUAUAAAUAAAUAAAUAAAUAAACAAACUUGGGAGGUGUUAAUAGUUUUUUUCUCCGUAUUCAAUUCAAUGUUGUACACAUUCAAUAUUAUAUAUGGUGCAUUUUUUAAUUUUUUUUAUUUAGUCUAUUCCGACUGGUUACAGACAUUCCUGGUAUGUUCAAGUUUAAACAGAUUUAAUCUUAAAGUUUAAAACUUUAAAACCGACACCCCCGUUGGAAAUUAUUUAUGCCAAAAUUAUGACACGUUUAAACACUAUGUAGUUCCAGGUAGAUCCUGUAGAGGGCAGCACAGCACCAGCAGUGCUGACGACACCAUGAAGCUGUGUUUCAGGUGCACCAUUAUCCAACAAGCGUGUUUGUCUAAGGCACGUCACUAUCUGCAUUCCAAUCCACCGCCCCCCCCAAAAAUCUUCCAUUGCUUAAGGCGAUUACUUUUGACUGCUCUCAUGUAAUAAUCUAGCUCAGAAGUGAGGCGCACAAGCGGAGCUAUGAUCUCCCACAUUAACCCCUUCUUGCACUAUUAAGAAGUUGAACUCUUGGAUUCGGAGAAGGGCAUUUAGCACUUCUUUUAAAAUUAUCAAAACUUUCUUUUACUUGACCCAAUUGUCUUCUUUUUUUUUUUUAAGCAGAAGGGCCAGAAGUCUCCCACCAAUAAAGUCCUGCAAAAUUUUCAUUUUUAAAAAUAGGUGCACAAAACAGGUUUUGAACUGCACCACCGAGAGGUCGGAUCCUGUCGUCCAAAUUGUCAAGUUUCCUCCUCUCGAUACUGGAGUCGCUCUCACAUGGAUUUUAAACCGUUUGAAGAAGCAGCACUUAAUUCCUUGUGUACCUGAAGGGGUUAAAAAUUAAUAACUUACACAACUCCCAUUGCUUAGCAGCGUGAUUCAUCCCCGGGUUUCACUACGAUUAAUAGUAAGAGACACACCUGAGCUUGUUACCUAGACACACAGGGGUUAAUCAAACUCCCAGUAGUUAAACCUGGAAUGGGUGACUGCUGCUGUGCAAUAGGAGUCUUAUUCCCAGCCCUGCAAACUUUGCAUUACUCAAAACAGCCUGCAGGGGGGUGGCUGUCUGAGCUCAGCACAACCCAAAACGACAGCAGACAACCCAAGAGCCAAAAACAGGAACACAAUUUAGAAAUGCCAAAAGAAACUUCAAAUUGUCUGGUUUCACAGACUGCGAAAUACUAAUCUUGGUCUGCCUUCACUAAAACAAAACAUUAGGGAGUCCAGGAUUAGUGCGAAUCAGGGUCUGUGAAACCAACAACCGACCUACUCAGAGACAAACUGUUAUUCUAGUCUAAAGGUUAAAUCACUGAACAAAUAUAAUAAAAUGAACUACACAGACUGCAGGCACGGAUCGUGUAUUGUAUUUUUUAUUGAAUGUGGUUAUCAAUGCGGCUUCCAUAUUAGUAAUUCAACUGGGGGGGGGGGGGUACAAAA